AUGCUGUUUGUUGUUGAGUCUGAUAGUAGAUUGGAAGAAUGGGCAGAUAAAAGAAUAAGUGUUGAUAGAUUUAGAGAAAUUUUUGAAAUUUAUAUUGAGGAUAAACUUGAAGAAUUAAAAAAGGCACGAUCUAAAAAGUUCGAUAAGGAUUGUCGAGAUUUCAAUUAUUUUAUGGAUGAUGUAAAAGAUGUAUUUAUAAACAACGAUUUAGUAAAAAUUCCGAUUGAAGCUCGUAAAAGUAUUUGGGAAAAAAAUGUUGACAAUAACUUACCGACACUUAUGAAAAAGACUACUAAUUGUAAAUGUAUUAGAAAAGAACAUAAAUACGAUAAAGAAUAUAGGGAUAUGACUCAAACGUUAGAAAAUUUUUGUGAAGAAAAAACACGCAAGUUAAAUAGAAUAGAUAAAAAAGAUUAUGUGGAAGGUUUAUGUACAAAUUUUAAUAUCUGGAUAAAUAAUAAAAAAGAAAAAAUUUUAGAACAAUAUAAAAAAUUAAGCAAAAUCGAAGAAAAUAAACACUUAUUAAAAGUUAGUGAAACUUGUGAUCUUAAUAAUGUGGAUAAUUUAUUUGCUAAUAUAUCAUGUGAGGUUAUGAAAAAAAAUAAGGAGGAGGCUAGACGUAAACAUCCUAAAGUUAAAGAAAGGCGCCCAGUAAAUGAAUCAAUUAGAAAUAGUGGUAAAGAGAAUACUCAAAGUAGAAGGCCUGAAACCAUUAAUUUAAAAAAAAAGAAUAAUUCUCCUAUUGUAGAAAUUGGGAGUAAAAGUAAUACUGUAAGUGAAACUAGCGUUGGAAGUACCAUAUCCCAUAGUGAAUCUAGAAGAAAAACGGUUAGUCCUAAACCUGGAAAUGGUCUAAAAUCUGAUGAAAAAAUAUCUGAUAAAGGUCCUCAGACAAGAUCUCCUCAAGAACGUUCUAUUAAAAAAAAAACUCGUGGUCAUCUUAAUAAUGUAUCAAAUGAUGCCGAAAAAAAAGGUCGUAGAAAUAGUCAUGUUAUUAGUCCUACAGUUAAAAAAACUAGUGAUAGUCAUGAUAAAUAUAAAAACCCUUCUUCUAAUUAUAUUGAAGUUGAUUGUACAGAAGGUAAUUAUUUUUUAUUAAAAGAUGGAAAUAAUAAUUCAGAAGAUAUUUGUAAAACAAACUACGAUUAUUCUAUAUCUAAUGAUUACAGUAGUAGUGAUUCUUUUAUUUAUUCAACUGGUAAGGACACUAGUAGGAAUGAAAUUAAAACCCCUGAUUCUUUACCUAUAUUACUUACCAGAGAAAAUGCUUCUAAUGUAUAUGGUAGUGAUCAAAUAAGUUUUUCCCAUGAAGGAAAUUCUCAUAAUGGGGAGGGGGAAAAUAAUAAUGUUAAUAUGAGUGAACAUGAGGUUGAUAUUGUGGAAGGUUCUGUAAGAAUAGAUGAUAGUGUAGUUGAAAAUGAAGAAGAAGUAGCUGCUGUUUGUGAUCCGGAUGAUAAAACAUGUGUUGAUGCAAGUAAAAUACCUGUUGAAGUAUUGAAAGGUUUAUCAACGGAGGAAUAUUCUGAUUUAGAAGGAAGCUCCGACCUAGAACACUUAAGGUCGAAAAUUUUUGGUGGUAUUAAUAUAUUUUCUGAUAGAGGCAAUUUAGAUUUCGAUAUUUUAAUACCUGAGGAAGAAGUUUCAGAUGAGGAAAAUUCUGAUAUAAUACAUGAACAUGAAGAAGUAGAAGAAAUUAAUCAAGCAGGUACAUCAAUAAUUGAAAGGCAUAGUCAUACUUCCUCUCAAUAUAAUGAUACAUCUACUUCAGAUAAUAAAUAUAGAAUUUUAUCUACAGCUAUGGAGUUUGAUGAUCACCCGACGAUAUUCGGAUUUUAUUCACCUUUAUCCGAAAAGUUUUAUGGUGCAUUGAAUUUUUUGAAAGGUAUUCUUAGUUUUAAUAAUUCUUUAGUUUCACAAAGUCAAGGUCAACAUGAAGGAAAAAAGCUUGAAGAAUUACAAACUAGUAUUAGGGCUCCGAAGGAAUAUAAGAGUUCCUCUUUACAUAUGAAUGAUAAUAAUGUUGGUGCUGGUAUUAAUAAGAACGGAAUAUUUUCAAUCUUAGGUUUGACUAGUGAAAAUGAUGGAAGAAAUACUGAGGAAGGAACUGAAACAUAUUUAACUGGUUCAUCUAAAAAUGGUUUUAAUAAAAUUAAAGUAAUUCGCACGUUUAAAGGUAAUGGUGGUGAAAAUAAAGUUUUAAGUAAUGAAAAAGGAGGGGUUUUAUCAAAAGGAGGGAUUUUAUCAAAAGGAGUAACAUCAAUGAUAACAUCUCUUCCAGUUGCAUUAGUGACAUUUGUAUUUCUUUUUAUGUUUUUGGCAUUUAAUAAGAUGAAUCCUUUUGGUACAAUACUUGUUCAAGGGAAGAAGAAAAAAAAAAAAAAAGUAAAAGAAAUGAUGGAUGAAAGAAGAAAGCCAAAAAGGAGAUCAGCAAGACAGCGUAGAGCUAUUGAUGUUAAUGUGGAGGAUGAAAUAAAUAAAGUAAUUUAUAAAAAAGAAUUUAAUAAUUAUGAAAAUAUUAAUUAUGAUGAUAAAAUAUAUGAAGAAGAGAAAUAUAUUAAAGUAGAGGAAAAUGAAAUAUACUUGAGAGAAGGAAUUGAAGAGUUACAUAUAGAUGAUGAAAGGGGGGAUGUACAUUUUGAUGAUGAAAAUGUUCCUGAACAUUUUUCUGAUGAACAUGUUCCUGAACAUUUUGAUGAUGAAAAUGUUCUUGAACAGUUUCCUGAUCAGCAUGACUAUUUACAUUUAGACCAUAAAAAUGACGAUGUAGGUUUGGAUGAACCCAAAAGUGAUAUAUUAUCUAAAGAACUCUUUGAUGAUGUACCCAUAAAAGUGGAAGGUACAGAAGUAAAUAGAGAAAUUCCUCUAAAAAAAAAGGAGUGGAUGUGGAAAAUCAUAUUAGAUAUAGAAAUGAAAGUAAUAGAAAAAUGUAAGAAAAAAGAAUGGGAAGAAUCCAAAGGUGAUUUUUUAGAAAUAUGUUUAGAUGAGUUUAUAAAAAAAGAAAAUGAAUACAAAAAAUUAAAUAAUAAAGUAAUUGUUGAAACGAAUGUAUUAGAAAAUCAAAAUAUGUUAUGGAAUAAAUGGAUAGAGAGACAUAGAUAUAUGCUUGAAAAGUGGAAAAAAGAAGAAUGGUUUUAUAAUUUAAAAAAUGAAUGGAUAAAUGAAAUAAAAAAUUAUGAAAAGACAGAGGGUGAUAUAGAAAUAACGUUACCUAGUGAGAAGGAAAAACGAAAUAUUUAUUUAGAAAAACAGAAGAUUAUAUGGAGAAGAUGGGUUGCAAGAUAUGUACAACACAUAGAUGAUAAUAUAAUUGAAGCAUGGUUUAAAAAAAUGAUGGAAGAAUAUGAAAAGGAAGAAUAUUAUUUAAAUAAAAAUAGAUAUAAAAUUAUUAACCAUAUAAAAAAUAAAAAUGACAAACAUGAUGAAAGUGUUCAAUAUGAUGAUAAAGAGAAAUUAAUUUCAUCCACUUGUUUUGAUAUAGAAGAAAAACAGAAAAAAAAGUUGUUGACUAAAAUAUGGAUUCAGAUACAUAUGAUGAUAUUAGAAGAAUAUAAAAAGGAUGAAUAUAUACGUAUUAAGAAUUUAUUAUUAGAUAAUUAUAUAGACAAAUUAAAAAAAGCAAAUGAAGUAAAUGUAAAAAACAGUCUUCAAAAACUUGACAUUUUGAUUGAAAUGAAAAAGGAAAAUAAUAUGAUCCAAACAAAAGAAAGAAAUAAAUGGGAAGGAGAAAAAUGGUUCGUAGAUUUAAAUAAUGAAUGGAAUGAUUAUGAAAGGGGAUAUAUAAAAAAUAAUUUUAUAAUUAAAAAAGAAAAUGCCAUGAAUAGAUAUGAAAAUAUAAUACAUGAGCCUUUAUUGAAAGUAAAAAAAGACAUACCUCAAAUACAUUGGAAAUAUAUUAAUGAGAAAUGGUUACAUGAUGAAUAUGAUUAUGAAUAUGAAUAUAUACCUGAAAAUAUAAUUGAUAAAAAUAAAUUAGUAUUAAUGGAAAAAAAAGUAAAAUGGAAAACUAUCAUUGAGAUAUAUAUGGAAGCAAUGAAUGAAUAUAAAAAGGAUGAGUGGGAAGAAAGUCGAGGAGAUUUUUUACAAAUCUGUUUAGAAGAAUUUAUUAAGAAAGAUAAUGAAGACAUGAAUAAUAUAAAUGACGAAUUACCUAUUGAACAAAGUGAAAAUAUUGAAGAUAUGCUCAUGUUAGAGAGACAAAAAAUUAUAUGGCUUCAAUGGAUUAAACGAAAUAAAUAUAUGCUACAAAAAUGGAAUAAAGAAGAAUGGUUUCAUAAAUUAAAAAAAGAUUGGAAAGAUGAAAUGAAUAGAUAUGAUCAGAAAUUAUUUCUUUUCAAAAAUAAAGAAAGUGAUAAAAGUAUAAACCCAAUGUUAGAAAGACAAAAAUAUAUAUGGAGAAAAUGGAUUGCAAAACAUUUAUAUCAUCUUGAUGAUUGGGAAGAUGAAGAAUGGUUUAAUUUAUUAAUGAAUAAAUAUGAAAAAGAUAAAGAUGAUUUGAGAAGAGAUAGAAAUAAUAAAAUGGAUGACAUGGAAAAGAAAAAGCUGAUAACAAAAUUAUUUAUUGAAAUACAUAUGAUGGUAAUUGAAGAUUCUAAAGAGGAAGAAUGUUUUAUGAAUAAAGAAAAUUUUGUUAAUACAUAUAUAAAUGAGUUGAAAAAAGAAGAAGCUUGUGAAAAAAAUAGAGAGAUGUUACAUAUAUUGAAUAAUAUAAAAAAUGAUAUAAAAUUAGGAUAUGAAAAUACAAAAUUGAAUGAAUGGAAACAAGAAAAAUGGUUUGAUAAUUUAAAAAAAGCAUGGAAAGAAGGUGAAUAUAAAAAAAACUUUGUUGAUAUAGAAAAAGAAAAUUUUGACCUGACACAAAUUAAUAUAAUAAAUAAUUAUAUGUUAGAAAUUCAAAGAAGUUUGUUAAAAAAAUAUUGGGAAGAUAUAGAAAUAAGUUGGAUAGAUGAUGAUAAUCAAACUGACUGGUUAAAAAUAGCUAUAAAUUUGAAUGAUUAUGACAAUAACAAUAAAAAAAAGGUAUGUAAUAGAAGAUAUGAUUAUAUGAGAAAUGAAAAUUUACAUAUUAAAAAAAAGAAGAAUAUCAUAAAUGAGGAACAUAUAAGUGAAGAUAAUAAGUGUAUAUAUCAAAAUAAUCAUUCUUAUAUUAAAAGGAUUAUAGAAAUAUAUAUGGAAAGGGUAAAUGAAAUUAAAAAAAAAGAAUGGGAAGAGAACAAAUGGGAGUUUUUAAAAAUUGCUUUAGAAGAAUAUAUACAAAUACAAUUCAAAAAACAAAAGAAUUUAUGUAUUGAAGAAAUAAUAAUAAAAAAUAAAAAUACAAAUGAUGAUAAUAAUGGCUACCUAGAACAAACUUUUUUGUGGAAUCAAUGGAUAGAAAGGAAAAGAUAUAUAAUGAAAAAAUGGAAAUAUGAAAAAUGGUUUGAAGAAUUAAAGAUUGAAUGGAUAAAAGAACAGGGUAUAUAUAUAAAAGAAGAAGAAAUAGAAACAUUUAUAAAAGAUGAAGAAAAAACAAAAAUAAUAAAUAAUAACAACGAAAGCAACAACAACAAUAAUAAUAAUGAUAUAUUAAUCCAAAGUGAAAAAAUCGUGUGGAAAAGAUGGUUAAAAAAACAAGAAAAAAAUAUACAAAUAUAUAAAAACCAAAAAUGGUUCAAAGAUAUUAUAGUUGAAUUUGAAAAAGACGAACAAGAUGAUAUGAUAAUGUAUUCAAAUAUAAAUGAUAUCACCAAAAUAAAUAAUAAAGAACUAGAUGUAAAUUAUAGAGAUAAUUUGAUAAUGAAUAUAUGGAUGUGUAUAUAUAUGAUGAUAUUAGAAGAAUGUAAAAAAGAUGAAGGUAUAUAUAAUAAAGAAAUAUUUUUAAAUUCAUUUAUAGAAGAAAUAAAGAAAGAGAAAGAUGAGAAAACUAAAAUGAAUAUGUUGGACCUAAUUUUAGAAAUGAAGGAAAAAUAUAUAUCAAAGAAUGAAAAAGAUUUUUAUAUAUAUGAUCGGAAAAAAGAAAAAUGUUUUGAAUCUUUAAAAAAUGAUUAUAAAAAUGAUAAGAAUGAAUAUUUAUAUAUGAUACAAAAUGAUUUAUUUAAAAGGCAAAGGAAAGAUUUAGAUAAGGUAUGGUUAGAAAAUGAAGACAAAAAGAAGAGGGAUAUAUUAACAAAUAUAUAUGAAGAAUAUAAUAAUAUGAAUGACCUAUCUAAAAAAGAAUAUAUUGAUAAAAAUAUUAAUAUAAUAAAUAAAAAAGAAUAUGAAAUGAAAAGUAAUAUAUCACUUGAUGAAAAAUCUAUUUAUAAUAAUACAAAUUCAAAUAUAAUGAAUGAAAAUAUGAAAUAUAAUUCUGAGAUUGAAAAAAGAGAUGAUGAAAAUACUGUAGAAGGAAUACAAAAUUAUUAUUUAGAAAAACAAAAAGAAAUAUGGAGACAAUGGAUUGAUAAAAAUGUUAAACAUAUAAAUCAAUCAAAUAAAGAAGAGGAACAAAUUUUGGUAGGUGCAGAAAAUAAUAAAAUUGUGGAUUCAUCAGAUUGUAAAAAAAACGAAAAAAAUUAUAUGAAAAAAAAAAAUAUGAAAAAAGUAUUUUUAGCAGAAAUUCAUAUGGAAAUAAUGGAUAGACAUAAUCCUUUAAAAUAUAAAGGGGGGGACAAAAUGGAAUCUGAUAAAAAUAUUAAUGAAUUAAAAAUAGAAGAAGGAGAAAGUAGUAAAACCAAUUAUAUGGAUAAAACUAUUUUACAAAGAGAUGAAUGCAAAAAAUCAAACGUGUCAUUAUUAAAUGAGGAGAAUAAAAUGUGGAAACAUAAAAAUAUGAAAGAGAAUAUGAUAAGUUAUAUGAACACUUAUGAUCAUACAAAUAAAUUCUUUGGAUUGCAUAAAAAUUGUGAAGGGGGGAAAAGUAUAUAUCAAGAAAUACAAGAGAAUGUUGAAAAAAGGUAUAUUGAUGAUAUAUAUUUAUUAAAGAAUGAAAAAGAUCAUACUGAAUUUAAUACACACACGGGAGAAAAAAAUUAUGACUUUAAAUAG
This is a messenger RNA of Plasmodium gaboni, 6999 nucleotides long. RefSeq names its product surface-associated interspersed protein 4.2 (SURFIN 4.2). Lineage: Eukaryota; Apicomplexa; Aconoidasida; Haemosporida; Plasmodiidae. The record is from RefSeq and is a predicted model, not a curated record. The transcript is spliced from 2 exons. Bases 1 to 6999 code for a protein of 2332 amino acids.